AUGAAGCCAGCCAUGGAAACUGCAGCCGAGGAAAAUACUGAACAAAGCCAAGAGAGAAAAGUGAACAGCAGAGCUGAAAUGGAAAUUGGCAGGUACCACUGGAUGUACCCAGGCUCAAAGAACCACCAGUACCAUCCCGUGCCAACCCUGGGGGACAGGGCUAGCCCCUUGAGCAGUCCAGGCUGCUUUGAAUGCUGCAUCAAGUGUCUGGGAGGAGUCCCCUACGCCUCUCUGGUGGCCACCAUCCUCUGCUUCUCUGGGGUGGCCCUGUUCUGUGGCUGUGGGCAUGUGGCCCUCGCGGGCACUGUGGCGAUCCUUGAGCAACACUUCUCCACCAACACCAGUGACCAUGCCUUGCUGAGUGAGGUAAUACAGCUGAUGCAGUAUGUCAUCUACGGGAUCGCGUCCUUCUUCUUCCUGUACGGGAUCAUUCUGUUGGCCGAGGGCUUCUACACCACGAGUGCGGUGAAGGAGCUGCACGGCGAGUUUAAAACCACUGCCUGCGGCCGCUGCAUCAGUGGCAUGGUGAGUCCGAACCUCUGA
This is a messenger RNA of Neomonachus schauinslandi (Hawaiian monk seal), 543 nucleotides long. RefSeq names its product glycoprotein M6B (gene GPM6B). Gene Ontology annotation, cellular component: plasma membrane; myelin sheath. The transcript has 4 exons. NCBI's taxonomy places the organism in Eukaryota, Metazoa, Chordata, Mammalia, Carnivora, Phocidae. Gene Ontology annotation, biological process: central nervous system myelination; axon development. The coding region runs from base 1 to 543 and encodes 180 amino acids. The record is from RefSeq and is a predicted model, not a curated record. Gene Ontology annotation, molecular function: structural constituent of myelin sheath.